Brachypodium distachyon (stiff brome) is the source of this 978-nucleotide messenger RNA. Its product is annotated as MADS-box transcription factor 7-like. The coding region runs from base 187 to 765 and encodes 192 amino acids. NCBI's taxonomy places the organism in Eukaryota, Viridiplantae, Streptophyta, Magnoliopsida, Poales, Poaceae. The transcript has 6 exons. Gene Ontology annotation, molecular function: DNA-binding transcription factor activity, RNA polymerase II-specific; protein dimerization activity; RNA polymerase II cis-regulatory region sequence-specific DNA binding. The record is from RefSeq and is a predicted model, not a curated record. Gene Ontology annotation, biological process: positive regulation of transcription by RNA polymerase II.
GAUGGAACUCUGCCAUGGCCUGCCCUCCACAACUUUCUCUCGAAUCUCUCCCAGCUCCCCUCCCAGAUUUAAUCCCCCUUUAUAUCCCGCCAGCGGCCACCUUAAUUCCCCUCUCUCUGUCCCUCAGUUUAAUUCUUGGUGUUUUCCUUUUGCUCGCUGAGCUGAGCUGAGUUAGGGCGCGCGCCAAUGGAGGAGAGGAGGAUGUUGCAGGAGCAGCAGCAGGAGGAGGCUCAUGGCCAUGGGGGAAAGGAGGAGGAGGGGAAGAGGAGGAAGAAGCGUGGGAAGGUGGAGCUGAGGAGGAUAGAGGACCGGACGAGCCGGCAGGUGCGCUUCUCGAAGCGGCGGAGCGGGCUGUUCAAGAAGGCGUUCGAGCUGUCCGUGCUGUGCGACGUCGAGGUCGCGCUCAUCGUCUUCUCCCCCGCCGGACGACUCUACCCGUUCGUCUCCUCCGAAAGCAGCGUUGAGGAGAUUUUUGGUCGAUGCCGGCAUCUUCCCAACACAAUAGAUCUCAAUAUUGAGAUUGAUCUGAAUGAGCAGGCAGCACCAGACCCACUAUCUGAUUUAAACCACUUUGCUGACUGGAUCCUGGAAAUUGAUGUUAACUCGAUGGGCAUGGCUGAGCUAAGACGUUUUGAGGAAAUUGUUUCUGACGCUCUGACAGUUAUCAAGAACAAUCUGAGGAUGAAGGUGUCACAGCUCACCCAGACCGAGAGAAACCCACAGGAGAAAGCGAACAACUUGUCAAGCCAAGAAUCGGAGGAGUGAGACUCUGAGAAGAUGAUGGAGGGGAGGGCAUAUUGCAUAUAUACACUAGUUGUGUCUUCAGGUAUCGAUUUUUUGUCGGCGAAACGGCAGGGUCUCUGCUAUCCAUUGCGUCAUCUUGUAUCAAACGCUUGUAUUUUACAGUGCGUGUGUUUUCCCUAAAAUUAAAACCUAGGAAAGGAAAUAAUUCUGCAAUGUGAAUUCAGUACUCCAUCA